Molecule: messenger RNA, 1023 nt
Organism: Meloidogyne enterolobii
Lineage: Eukaryota; Metazoa; Nematoda; Chromadorea; Rhabditida; Meloidogynidae
Source: the annotation of a GenBank genome assembly
UUUUCAAUGGCGAGGUGGGGUGAAGGCGACCCUCGUUGGAUAGUGGAAGAACGUCCUGAUGCAACAAAUGUUAACAAUUGGCAUUGGGUUGAAAAAGACGCUACUCAAUGGUCAAUUCAAAGAUUAAAGGAUUUAUUGGUUAAUCAAACUUUUGAAAAUGAAAAUGUUAAAAUUGAUUUUACUCAAUUGGGGAAAAUUGAAGAGGCAAGUGCUAAUAAUCGAAAAGGAAAGCUUAUAUUUUUCUAUGAAUGGACAAUUUCUAUCGAUUUUACCGCUGCCGUGAUUGAUUCGGCUAUGGUUUAUACUGGAACUAUACAGAUUGAAAAUUUGAGUGAUGAAUUUGAAGCAAAUGAAAUACGAACUUCGUCUUUUAUUAAAGAUGCUGGUCCUGAGACUUCUUUUUUGUUUAAUUUGCUUAAUAAAGAAGUUCUAGAACUUGUUCGUUCUCAAAUCGGGAAAUAUAUUGUUGAUCUAAAGAAGGAAUAUAGUCAAGGAUUAAUUCUACCAACUGAUUCUGCACGCAAUACUACACCAACAUCAGCUCCUUCCAAAUCGAGAACUGUCGUCAGAAAUAGUGAUACUUUAAAUAAAAGUGCUUCUGAAGCUAAAGUUGACAAAGUUGUUUCUUUUGUUAAUUUUGAACUUGUGGAAUCAUUUAAAGUUGCGCCACAGCGUUUAUAUGAAAUAUUAACUGAUCCAUCGUUAGUUCCUGUUUGGUGUCCAGAUUCUACAAUUGAUGCACGUGAUGGAGGAUCUUUUUCAAUGCUUUCUGCUAUUUCUGGGACUUUUACAUCUCUUAUCAAGGAUAAACAAAUCUCUAUGAAAUGGCGUUUAAAAUCAUUCCCAAAGGAUGUUUGGGCGAACAUUAUUUUAAUUUUGCAUGAUAAAGGUGACAGUGUCGAUUUGCAAGUAAAGGCUGAACAAGUUCCGGAGGAUCGUGUGGAGGAGACUCGUGAAGGUUUUCGUCGUUAUUAUUUUAAACAUAUUGGAUACCAUUUUGGAAUUUCUCUUCAAAUUAUGUAA